Molecule: messenger RNA, 1495 nt
Organism: Chelonus insularis
Lineage: Eukaryota; Metazoa; Arthropoda; Insecta; Hymenoptera; Braconidae
Gene: AstA-R1
Product: allatostatin-A receptor-like
Exons: 5
Coding region: 407-1495 (362 amino acids)
Biological process (GO): G protein-coupled receptor signaling pathway
Cellular component (GO): plasma membrane
Molecular function (GO): G protein-coupled receptor activity
Source: RefSeq, a predicted model, not a curated record
AUUUUCUAAUGUAGAAUAUAUUGUGAUCAGCUAAUUAUCAUUUUUAGUGUCGAAGCAUAUUUUAAAUAAAUAUUGCUAUAAAAAUUGAUUGACAGUGAAAUUGAACAACUGUGUGAGAUGAUUGCAUACAAAUAACUCCAAUGAAGAAUAAUAGAAAAGCUGUUAAGAAGUUGUGCCAAGGUUUUAAAACUUAAAGAAAUAAUGUACAACAUAAUACCGUAAGAUAAAUUAAAAUGAGUAUUUGGCCAAAGAAUAAUCCUUGGUAAUGAGUUGGCCACAGGAAAUCAUAAAACUUUGGACUUUCUCGGGUCUUGAUAACUUCCCGAGAAUCAGAUUGAAGAUUUCAUUGAGCUGAGUCAAACUUUUAUCAAUAAAGUUGUUAAAUUUUUAAACACAACUUAACAAAAUGGAAGAUUACCUAAUCAGUCCCAAUAUGACCAGAUGGUCAUCAGAGUUAACAGCUCAUAAUUUUAAUAACUGCACAAAUAUGAAUUUAAGUUGCCAUGACUAUCCUUCGGACACAGACCCAGAAUUAAUUGAAAGGGUAGUGGAAGUGGUGGUGCCAAUGUUUUUUGGUCCCAUUGGAAUAAUUGGUCUUAUUGGCAACUCCCUAGUUGUAAUUGUUGUAGCACUUAAUCCUGGAAUGAGAUCAACGACCAACAUUCUUAUCAUCAAUCUUGCCAUUGCGGAUUUGCUUUUUGUGAUAUUUUGUAUCCCAUUUACUGCAACGGAUUUUGUUCUGAUGGACUGGCCAUUUGGCAACAUCUGGUGCAAGAUCGUGCAGUAUCUUAUUAUUGUUACAGUCUGCGCCAGUGUCUACACUCUAGUGCUUAUGAGUCUUGAUAGGUAUCUAGCUGUUGUGCACCCGAUAGCUUCCAUGACCGUGAGAACUGAAAAUCAUGCAUUUUUGGCCACUUGCUGUGCUUGGUUCAUCAUUUUAACGGGAUCAAUACCAGCACUUAUUAUUCACGAUGAGAUUUAUCCCUCAUUACAGGAACCAGGACAUAAGCCAAACCAAACCCUAUGUAGAAUUCGGAGCGAUGCUAACUGGCCUGUUUUUCAAGUUACUUUCUUCCUCGUUAGCUAUGUUAUACCUCUGACACUCAUCUGCGGUCUUUACAUCUGUAUGUUGAUCCGACUAUGGCGUGGAGCACGCACAAGUGCUGAAAGUCGUCGAGGCAGAAGGAGAGUCACUAGACUUGUAAUUGUCGUUGUUGGAGUUUUUGCCUUUUGUUGGUGUCCCAUCCAGCUUAUUCUCGUGGCUAAAUCCUUGAACUCUUAUCCUGUAAAUACGACGUCGGUGAUGAUUCAAGUGGCAAGUCAUGUGCUAGCUUAUAUGAACAGUUGUGUGAAUCCAAUUCUCUACGCAUUCCUCAGUGAUAACUUUAGAAAAGCUUUUCGUAAAAUUAUCUACUGCAGACCUAGAUAUGAUCCUACAGGAAUUGGUCCACCAACGAAAACCACAAGAGCUGCCAGCAGCGGCGACAUUCUUUAG